Pseudoliparis swirei is the source of this 2819-nucleotide messenger RNA. RefSeq names its product epidermal growth factor receptor kinase substrate 8-like protein 2. Gene Ontology annotation, cellular component: ruffle membrane; plasma membrane; vesicle. The record is from RefSeq and is a predicted model, not a curated record. Gene Ontology annotation, biological process: positive regulation of ruffle assembly; Rho protein signal transduction; regulation of Rho protein signal transduction. Lineage: Eukaryota; Metazoa; Chordata; Actinopteri; Perciformes; Liparidae. Gene Ontology annotation, molecular function: actin binding.
UUGCACACAAGUGUUUUGUUUCAGCUGUUCUCUCUGCUGACACGGGCAAUAUGUGGAGUUUAGAACAGAGGAAAAAAUACUCCAACUCCAAUUAUAUCAUGCAGGAGACGUCGCAGUAUCAUGUUGAGCAUCUCUCCACGUUCAUUAUGGACAAGACCGAGUCCAUUACCACGGUGGACGAUGCCGUCAGGAAACUGGUCCUUCUGGACUCAAAAGACAAAAUCUGGACCCAAGAGAUGCUCCUGCAGGUCACCGACAAGGCGGUCAGGUUGCUGGACUGUGACACACAGGAAGAGUUGGAGAACUUCCCUCUUCCCACAAUCCACAUGAGUCAGACGGUCCUGAAUCAGACGCGAUACCCCUCCGUCCUCCUGCUGGUGUGUCAGGACAACGAGCAGCACAAACCCGACAUCCACUUCUUCCACUGCGACCAGGUGGAGGCGGAGAUGGUUCAUGCAGAUAUAGAUAGUGCCAUUGGAGACGACAAGCAUGGAAAGAAAAUGAGGCUUCAGACUCUGAAGGUGAACCAGGAGAAAAUGAAGCGUCACAGAGAAACUAUCCUUCCUCGCUCGCCCCCUAAGGGCCUGCCACCUGCUGUGAUGGGACGUGCAGCAGCCAUGAACACGCAGGAUCAACAAGCCUCCAGACAAAAUGACACAGAGUCACAUGAAAAACUGGCCCAACGCAUCGAGAAGGAUGUGCAAAUCCUCAACUGUUCCCUGGAUGACAUCGAGAUCUUUGUGGCGCGGCUGCAAAAGGCUACGGAGGCUUUUUCUCAGCUCAACCAGCGCCACAAGAGUAAGAAGAAUAAGAAGAAAGGACCAGCAGAGGGCAUGCUGACCCUGCGAGCCAAGCCCCCCACUGAAGGAGAGUUCAUUGAUAGCCUGCAGAAACUGAAGCUGGCCCUCAACCUCUUGGCCAAACUGAAGAAACACAUACAAAAUCCAAGUGCGUCUGAGCUGGUUCAUGUCCUCUUCGGCCCCCUGGAGCUGGUGCUGCAGAGCUGUGGGAGUCCUGAACUUGUGCGUUCCGUCAUCUCCCCUCACUUCUCCAAAGACACGGUCGACUUCCUGCGGGGACACCUCACCCCCAAAGAGACGAUCAUCUUUGAGCUGCUGGGGGAUGGAUGGACCAAACCUAGAGCGGAGUGGCCCAGAGAGCAGUGUGCGCCUCCUUAUCGUCCUAAGUUUCGUAAUGGCUGGGAGCCGCCGUUGGAGCUCCUCAGGACGGCCCCGUGGGAAACAGAGGGACCCAUGGGGCCACUGGGGUCUCACCAGCCCGAUUACAGAAAACACUCAGCUGAAGACUAUUAUGGAACACAAUCCUCAAACUCGUCAAAUGGGUCUUACAAUGGGAUGCCCCCCACUGCAAAUAUGCCAAAAUUCUACCACUUCGUAGCACGGAAUGCCAACGAGCUGUCAGUGCUGCAGGAUGAAAUCCUCGAGGUGAUAGAGGAUGACAAACAGUGGUGGAAACUACGGAAUCGCAGCGGUCAGGCCGGCUACGUCCCCGUCAACAUCCUGGACCUGGUGAAGAUCGAGGAGCCAGACGGUGUCUACAACCAGCCAGGCUGCAGUACGUCAUCUCCUGGUUCUCUGAGCCAUGGAGACAGCUUCAAGAAUAGACCCAAAGAUAAAAUGAUGGACGAGGUCAACAAUGAGUUAUUGAUGAUGAUCACCGCGAACAAAAGCCAGCCGCCCGCCAGGAAGUUCCGCGUGGAGCGAUCCUCCAGCAGCCAUGUACCGCUCACCUUUGACUCGAGCCAGGAGCAGGUCACUGCAUGGCUCAGCGCAAAGAGUUUCUCAAAACCGACUGUUGAAUGUUUGGGGAUCCUGACUGGAGCUCAACUCUUUUCCCUCAACAAAGAAGAACUGAAGGCGGUGCUGAGGGAGGAAGGCGGCCGUGUCUAUUGCCAGGCCACCGUGCAGAAAGCACAACUAGAGAAGACCAGCGGGGACUCUGAGCUGCAGGAGAUCAUGAAGCGGCGGCAGCAGAGGAUCGACUCUGGCAACCAAGACUGAGCAGCACGACCCUUCCAGAAGAUGGUGACCCACAGUGGAACAGACUGAGAUGUUGCAUACAUUUUUAAAUGUGUAUUUAUUUUGUAUCACCCAACAUGUAUGUAUUCCAGUGUUUUCUUUUCUUUGGUUUUCAUUGUCACAUUACAUUUGGUUGUCGUGUGAACAGAGAAACAUAUGAAUCUAUGCACAGUGUGUGUCUGUGUGUGUGUCUGUCUGUGUGUGUGUGUGUGUCUUGGAACAUGUGUAAGCACAACAUGCAUGUAAUGUACAUAUUUGUAUGAUCAGUGUGGUCAAUGUUUAUGCUCAUUGGCGAUAUUCCAGCUGUUUACUGAAUGACUAAAAUGAGUAGAUCUUAGCUAUCGCAUAUCUAAAUCUGUGCCAGAAUGUUUGACACAUUUUCCGAUAUAUAGCCAAUUAUUUUCAUAUUACUGUUUACCGGUACAAUAAAACACACUCUAUUUGUGUCAGAAGUAGUCUCAUCCUGCUGGUAACUGCAGAUCAGCAGUAGGUAUUAACAUGAAUAAUGUUGCUGUUUAUAAUCAGAAUUCAAUUUCACAGAGAAACUGUCAAUAAUCUUGCAUGAAGUUAUUGUCAAUAACUGUGAGAUGAUGUGAUGAAAGUGUUUUAUGCAGCAUGAUAUGUCGCAGUGUAAACUGCACAGACAGGAAUGAUGAAUUUAUGUGAUAUAAAAUAAUGAAAUGAAGCUUUAGGAAAAACAUUCAGAGACGGUUGUAAAUAUUAUGGGACAAAUUGUUUAAAAUUAAUAUUGUAAAAGAAAAAAAACUUGCAAAUAUUUGA